CAAAAAUGUAAUGGAGAUUGUUGUCCAGAAGGAAAGCAUGGACUUCAUCUUCAAGUCAAGAUUCCUCAGAUCAGCUACGCCUCCACGGCUCCGGAGCUCAGCGACAACACCCGCUACGACUUCUUCUCCCGGGUCGUUCCCCCAGACUCGUACCAGGCUCAGGCCAUGCUGGACAUCGUCACCGCGCUGGGCUGGAAUUACGUUUCCACGCUCGCCUCCGAGGGAAACUACGGGGAGAGCGGCGUGGAGGCCUUCGUCCAGAUCUCCAGAGAGUCAG
Messenger RNA from Gymnodraco acuticeps, 277 nucleotides. Its product is annotated as metabotropic glutamate receptor 8-like. The record is from RefSeq and is a predicted model, not a curated record. Lineage: Eukaryota; Metazoa; Chordata; Actinopteri; Perciformes; Bathydraconidae. The transcript has 2 exons. The annotation marks the transcript as partial. Gene Ontology annotation, biological process: regulation of synaptic transmission, glutamatergic; G protein-coupled glutamate receptor signaling pathway. Gene Ontology annotation, molecular function: group III metabotropic glutamate receptor activity.